Closterium sp. Yama58-4 is the source of this 720-nucleotide messenger RNA. The record is from the annotation of a GenBank genome assembly. NCBI's taxonomy places the organism in Eukaryota, Viridiplantae, Streptophyta, Zygnematophyceae, Desmidiales, Closteriaceae.
AUGUCGAGGAUAACGGAUUUGUCUUGGUGGCUGUGGCAAUCCCAAGGUCAGGCACUUCACAACUGGUGUCAUGGCUUCAAAAUACAUACCUUCGCUGAAUGCUUCCAGGUCUCAUUUUCAAGCGCUGCGUUUCCCGCCAUGAAUUCAGCUCUCACGACAUGGCUCGAGGAACACGGCGCUCGCGUUUCCGGCUGCGAAAUUCGUGAAUGCUUUUCGAAAGCCUCGCCAUCCGUCGUGUCAUUCGACUCCGUGUCCUCUGAAUCCAAAGUUGAUACGAUUGAUUCACGCGAACCAGGGGAUGACACGUCCUGUGGUUGCGCAGCGCUCGCGAGCGAAUCGCGUGCUCGUGCAGGCGACGCAGCGAUCGGUAGUGAAGGCGACAAAGCAGUUGGGGCCGCAGCAACCAGGGAGGUUGAAGUUGAAGUUGGAGAUGCGAGGUUUAUUGCGGGUGAUUGCCAGUCAGCCAGUGCUGGAUUUGGCAUUUUCCUGUCAAGAUCGGAUGCGGAUGAGAGAACGUAUACCGUCGAUGGAGACAGAGUGCUCAUCUCCGUGCCAUUGUCUCUCCUUCUCUCCGCGCCCACGGCCCUGCAAGACCCCCUCUACGGCGCCUCUCUGCGCUGCCUGCACUCCCAGGGCCUGCUGGACCACCGCAUGCUUGUGCUGCUCCUGCUGCUGCUGCACCGCUGCCACCAGAAACAACGCUCCUGUUGGGCUCCGUAA